AAAAACAAAAUAGACAAAUUUGGAGUUUAGUUUAUUUUAUUUAUUACUGGCUAUGCGUUUGGAAACACAAAAAAGGAUAAAAGGCAUAUUUCAGGAAUGAUUGAACUAAACUCUCUAUACUAUUUUCUAACCUUUUCUUUUUCUUUUUUCUCUUUCUUCUUUUUGUUUUCUUCUUUCUUCAAUUUACACAAAUUACUAGAUAAGAAAAUUGAGAAGAGAAAGAACAGUUAAAAAUAAAAAGAGAAAAUAAAAGACUACAAAAGGCCCAAAUCACAUCUGAAGUGCAUAUUCAGGGAAGGGCAAUUUUCAAGAUUUAAUUUCAGGAAAGGAUAAGAUAGAGACACAGACCAAGUAAAACAAAGAAAACCCAAUUUGACUGGAAAUCAGAUUCCCAUUGAUUUGCAGAUCUGUUUUAGCUUCGGGUAGUUCUUGUUUUGUAUAUAUGGGUGGUUGUCUAGGAUGCUAUAAGAGGCCGACUUUCAAUCCCUUGGUGAAUGAGUCAUCAAAAGGAUUAAAAGCUCAAGGACAGUCAGUGAGGAAAGCAAGUGUAUCAGAAGAUUUCUGGACCACUAGCACUUGUGAUAUGGAUAACAGUGCAGUGCAGUCACAGGGAAGCAUCUCAUCGAUCAGCACAAGCAACCAGAUGCUUGAUCCACGUGGCAGUGCUGCAAGUGCUAAUGCCCACUCUGAAUUUGUAAAUCAUGGACUUCUUCUCUGGAAUCAGACUAGGCAGCGUUGGGUAGGAAACAAGAAGUCUGAAAAUCAGCCACGACAGGUUCAAGAACCCAAGCUAAACACUCAUUGUCUCUGCAUGGUUAAACAAUUCUGGCUUUGCAGUUGGAAUGCGACUUACGAAAAUUUACUAGGAAGCAACAAGCCAUUCCCUCAGCCUAUUCCUCUUGCUGAAAUGAUAGAUUAUCUUGUGGACAUCUGGGAGCAGGAAGGGUUGUAUGACUGAGCAACAGUAUAACAAGGACAAUGGAAAAAUGGUUACUGGCCAUACCACCCAUUGGAAAGUAUUAAUUUGCUUUCAUUAAUUUGAAAGCGUACUGAUAGUAUAAAGUGAUGAUAAAAUUUGCACAAAUUGUUUAGUACGUGCCAUGGCUCUUCGUCUUAGGUAAAAUAAUAUGACCAUAUCUCCUAAAAUUAUUACUCUAUAAUUUGCAUAUCACAGUAAUGAAAGUAUAGGGUUCACUAACAUUAUGAAGUUCAAAAUUAAAAAAGUGUUGGUUUUAAGGGUGUAAAUGAUACAUUAAUACU
Molecule: messenger RNA, 1260 nt
Organism: Durio zibethinus
Lineage: Eukaryota; Viridiplantae; Streptophyta; Magnoliopsida; Malvales; Malvaceae
Source: RefSeq, a predicted model, not a curated record